CGCUUUCAUGCCUCCAUGAACUGCUGCUACCGUGUCCUGCCGCUCUCUGUUCCACCCACUGCACACACUUGGUCCCGCCCCUCCUAUACACCUAUCAUCCCCCCACCUGUACCUCUCUCUCAUCAUUGCCGCUUCGUGGUCAUCAACUCCCCCGCCGUGAGCACGCUCGUAGCCAGCAGCCCCAACUGCAUGAGCGCCAGCAGCGGCCCGCCCCCAUUCAGCUGCUUCCGCUUGCUAGGCGACGCCAGAUAAGACCACCCGAAGCACACACGGCCCAGCAGGUACCCCACGCCGAACACGGCCGCCAUGACAGGGUGGCGGAGACCGCCCCACCCCAGCAGCACCAGCACAACGGGCAAAUUCUCGGUGUAGUUGCUGUGCAUGCGGAUGGCGCAGUUGAGUCGGAACCAGUCGACGUACGGCAGCUGGCUGCUGUACACGCCGCUGCCCAUGUCGGGGUAGCCCUCCGGGUCGAUGCCCUCGCCAAAUGCCAAGAAAUGCUCGCGCGCAAUGGCUACCCACGGAGGGCGAGAAGAGGGCGGCAGGUGCGAUGGUUGGAAGGGCUCAGAACUCGCCGCUGCUGAUGGCGCCUCGUCACCAUCGGCUGCCUCGUUGUAGGUCUGCUGCUGCUUGCUAAGUGCCUCGAGUCUGAGGAUGUGCCGCCGGAUCUGGGCCACGUACAGACCUUGGAGCGUGCUGCACACAACACAGCAACAGCCACAUUCCGCAGACGGAGUUGCUGCAUGCUUCAUUCUUCUCACCAGUGUGUGACGAGGGCGCUGCCCGUCACGAUGACCCAUCCGUAAGCGCGCGGGUUGCUGCACAGAGGUGCAGACGAAGUCAUCGACAG
Messenger RNA from Vitrella brassicaformis, 850 nucleotides. Lineage: Eukaryota; Vitrellaceae. The record is from the annotation of a GenBank genome assembly.